GUAAGGGUCAGAAGUGGGAAGAAGGGUUCAGAAAUGCUGGUGGAGGAAGCCAAGAUUCUACUCGGUUUCCCACCGGAUUCUCGCCCUGAUCCUUCCCAGGUUAAAGCUGCUUACCUGAGAAAAGUAUGGGAAUCGCAUCCUGACCGAUUUCCGGCGGAUCAGAAGAUCGGCGCGGAGUCUAGGUUCAAAUCGGUUUCUGAAGCUUAUGCUUGCCUUCUGUCUGGAACUAGACGUGGAUAUUCAAGAACAGGUGUGUAUUCGAGGGUCGUGAGAACUGGAGUUCCGAGGGCACAUGCUGGGAAAGGCAACCCAUGGCUGAUCGGAAUUCCUUUCGCACUCAUUGUCCUAGGAACUGUUGGACUUGGCGGAUUCAAAGCUACCAGGGCCUACAAACAGCAGAAACAGGCAUUCCCGUCUCACAAUCCGUUCCUUCCCUGAUCCCAAAUCAUGUGCUGUGUCUGGAUGCGACAGAUCUCUAAUCAAUGCUCUGCUACCAAAAUUUGUGGUGUUCAUAGCUAUUCCUCUUGUUGUUUAGACAUAUAUAGCAACUCCGUAUCUAAGAACCCAAAUCCAUGCGACUGUGAGGAUGAAUAAGCAGACGUUCUUCAGACUCAGACUGAGAAUUGUAGGUAUCGUAUCAUCAUCACCAACAUCUGUAAUUUGACUUUUAUGA
This is a messenger RNA of Tarenaya hassleriana, 673 nucleotides long. RefSeq names its product protein CAJ1. NCBI's taxonomy places the organism in Eukaryota, Viridiplantae, Streptophyta, Magnoliopsida, Brassicales, Cleomaceae. The transcript has 6 exons. The record is from RefSeq and is a predicted model, not a curated record. Gene Ontology annotation, cellular component: cytoplasm; nucleus. Bases 34 to 438 code for a protein of 134 amino acids. Gene Ontology annotation, molecular function: protein-folding chaperone binding; protein folding chaperone.